Messenger RNA from Glycine soja, 987 nucleotides. Its product is annotated as vascular-related unknown protein 1-like. Lineage: Eukaryota; Viridiplantae; Streptophyta; Magnoliopsida; Fabales; Fabaceae. The record is from RefSeq and is a predicted model, not a curated record. Gene Ontology annotation, biological process: xylem development. The coding region runs from base 201 to 677 and encodes 158 amino acids. The transcript has 3 exons.
UGCAAUUUCUCCUGAGACUUCGAGAUUAGGGAAUUAACCAGCCGAGAGAAUAUUUCCAAACUUCUCUAGCUAGGGUGACUGAAUGACCAAUUCAAAGCAAUAGUGGAAACUUAACUCCGCCAUAAAGAAAAUUUUGGCAAAUCUCUCUUGGCACGGAUACCUAUGUCUCACCACAAAGAUAGAAAACUAAGGUGGCUUCAAUGAGUACCAUAAGCAAAGAUUCUUCUUCUUCCAAGAAUAUGACCAGUGAGUGUGACUCCUCCGAGGAGAGUGGUUGGACUAAGUACUUUGAGGAUUUCUUUGACAACCAUAAUAUUGAUGAUGAUGAUGAUCAGAAAUGUUCUAUGUCGUCUUUCUCUGGUGUUGAUAGCUACUACUCCACCUCCUUUGUCUCUGAUUCUGCUACGAAAAAAUUAACUGACAACACACAAGCUGCGGAAUAUGAUCACCAAUCGAGUUUGAAGAAGAGAAAGAAGAUCAAAACAGCUUUGGUUGAUGAUGCUUUGGAAGAUACUGCAAGUUCUCCUAUCAAAGGCUCCAAGGAAAAAAGAAAUACCUUAGGAGAAAGAGAUGAAAGGAAAGAAAUGGGUUUUAAUGAGGGGGAUAACGACCACACAAAACUGAAGAACAAAGGCCUUUGCUUAGUUCCUUUGUCGAUGAUAGUGAAAUAUAUCUAGGUUGAUUAGUUCCAUGAUAAAGCACCCCAUAUAUGCAUGUGGGAAAUAUCCAUGGACACCCCAUGUUGGUAGACAGAGAAAAAAGAAAGAAAAAAGGAAGAAAAUAUGUAAUAGGUAAUGUAGUGCAGUAAGAAAAAAGAAAUUGAGAAAAAUGAUAAAUGUUUGAGGUGUUAAAGGAAUAUUACUCGUUCAUUUCUCUGAAGUGCACAUAAUAGAUAAUCUUCUUUGUUUUUUAAGGCAGUAGAUAAUCAUGGUAGACAGCUAGAGCAUGUUGUAUAUAAUGAAUCAAUCAUUAUUUUCAAAUUUCACU